AUGGCGCCCGCGCCCUCCAAACAAGAGCUUCCGCCAUGGGGAGUUGCUCUCGCCGGCUCCGCGGGAGCCCUCGUUGCGAAUGCGAUGGUCUAUCCACUCGAUAUCGUAAAAACCCGGCUGCAAGUGCAGGUCAAGAGGAAUGAGAAGGACACUCACGUCGACCAUGACAGCCACGUUCAUUACGAGGGCACUCUCCAUGCGAUCCAACAUAUCGUGCAAGAAGAGGGCAUGCAUGGUCUUUUCCAGGGUAUGACGGGCAAUCUGCUUGGAGUCGUCAGCACGAAUUUCGCAUACUUCUACUGGUAUGGAUUUAUCAGGACCCUAUACCAUAAGAGGAUAGCAAAGAGCGAUGCGCCGGCGGGAACGCUUGUAGAGCUUUCCCUGGGAGCUUUCGCAGGCGCUCUGGCGCAGAUCUUCACCAUUCCAAUUUCCGUGAUAACCACCAGGCAACAGACGCAGCGCAAAGACGAACGAAAGAAUAUGUUUGCAACUGCAAAAGAAAUCGUCGACGGUCCAGAAGGUGUGGCUGGUCUCUGGCGAGGUAUCAAAGCCAGUAUGGUGUUGGUUGUCAACCCUUCGAUCACAUACGGCGCCUACGAAAGACUACGGACGUUGCUUUUUCCGGGCAAGACAUCGCUCGCGCCUCACGAGUCGUUCCGUAAGUACGAUCCCCCGAACCUCAGCCCUGUUUGCUAAUGGUCGAUCAGUACUCGGCGCCCUCUCCAAAAUGAUGGCAACAGUCGCAACCCAACCCUUGAUCAUCGCCAAAGUCGGCCUCCAAGGAAACCCGCCACCACAACGCAACGGCAAACCCUUCAAAUCCUUUGUCGAAGUCAUGCAAUUCGUGCUCGAGCGUGACGGUUUCCUCGGCCUCUACAAAGGCAUUGGACCCCAACUCCUCAAAGGUUUCCUGGUACAGGGUAUCCUCAUGAUGACGAAAGAACGAGUGGAACUGCUCUUUGUCCUGCUUUUCCGCGCUGUGCGCAAGAUGCGUCGGGAGCAGUUGGACAAGCUGGCGAAGAUUACGGCGGACAGCAUAGACCGGGCGAAACAGACCGCACCGAAAUAG
Lecanosticta acicola is the source of this 1069-nucleotide messenger RNA. NCBI's taxonomy places the organism in Eukaryota, Fungi, Ascomycota, Dothideomycetes, Mycosphaerellales, Mycosphaerellaceae. The record is from the annotation of a GenBank genome assembly.